This is a messenger RNA of Maniola jurtina (meadow brown), 1148 nucleotides long. RefSeq lists its product as uncharacterized. The record is from RefSeq and is a predicted model, not a curated record. The transcript has 8 exons. The coding region runs from base 109 to 1041 and encodes 310 amino acids. NCBI's taxonomy places the organism in Eukaryota, Metazoa, Arthropoda, Insecta, Lepidoptera, Nymphalidae.
UUGUCAACUGUCAUAAGAAUAUUUUUUUUCGCAUUUUUAAUUUCUUUUAAAAGCUAAUUUUGCUUGAUUUAAACAUUGUUAUUGAAAUUAUCCGUGGUACCUCAAACAAUGCCUAAAAAUAGACGCCGAAGUUCGGAACAGACUGAGGAAACAGAAUCGCUGAAAUCUGAAAAAUCAUCCAAAACCAGCCUUAAUGCUGACCAAAAUGUGAGAAUCAAGAAGGGACCUGGUGAGGUUGCCACUGAUACAGAAAUAUUAUUCUUACUCGUGCCCCUUCAAAAACCCCCCAUAAAGAAGGUAGGGUCACGUGUUCGACGCAAUAUGGAAAGGGUAGAGAUGCUAGCGCGCCCAACGGCUCGUCGCCUCCGAAGCUUGUGGGACGACAAAUGCGGAGUGCUACCCAAGGACCGCAGGGAUAAGAUCAAAAGUGCUCUGGAAGAAGACUAUUUCCUUAGUCCUGAACAAACAGAGCUGUACUUCCAAGCUUUGAGCGAGUCAUCCCAGCGCUGGGUGGGUCCGGGCGGUAUGGUUAGUCGCAAGGAACAGGUCGAGCGAGCGCGGGAGCUCCGGCAAAGGCAGAAGUGGCUGGUCAACUUCAGUGCUCAAGUGGCCUAUCGUCUCUGCGACUAUAUCGCCAAGGGACAAAAGGAGAUGCUCGUGUCCAACCGAUUGAGGAGUAUUGCUGAUGUAGUUUUGGAGAGAGUCGCGGAAAUAUUAGGAGAGCCUAAACCCUCCCGCACUCACCCUGGCCGCCUAGCCCGCUUUAUGGUGGCUAUUUCUGACCGCAUUGCUGUAUGGAUAGAGAACGCAGUGUACCGUGCCGACGCUUUGGAGCCCCGCGAGUCCAGCGCCGAUGACCACGUGUUCUUCUUCCUGUGCUGCGUCGCCAUGGCGGCUGCCGCCCCGCAGUUCGUCGCGACAUGGCCCGGCUUCGUGGCACCCGCUAUCGGUUCUAGGACCGUCGUGGCUGGACCAACUGUCGUGAACGGAUUCGACGGCUUGAGCCGCUUUGUAGCCCCCGGAUACGUCGGCGUAUACUAGCGCAGCCCCCUGUCACCACCUGUCCGGAUAAAAUAAACGAAGUACCUACUAUUUUAAUUGGCACGUCUAAAUUGUUAUGUACAUAACUGAAUAAACACACGCUCAAA